Anopheles coustani is the source of this 921-nucleotide messenger RNA. RefSeq names its product transcription initiation factor IIB-like. Gene Ontology annotation, biological process: transcription preinitiation complex assembly; transcription initiation at RNA polymerase II promoter. The coding region runs from base 1 to 921 and encodes 306 amino acids. The record is from RefSeq and is a predicted model, not a curated record. Lineage: Eukaryota; Metazoa; Arthropoda; Insecta; Diptera; Culicidae. The transcript is spliced from 4 exons. Gene Ontology annotation, cellular component: nucleus; transcription preinitiation complex. Gene Ontology annotation, molecular function: RNA polymerase II general transcription initiation factor activity; TBP-class protein binding.
AUGGCCACAAAGAAACUUUACCGUCCCGAACCGUUAUGCUGCGUAUAUCACCCGCUGGCGCAAUUGCUAGAUGAUCAUCACACCGGUGAUAUGAUAUGUCCCGAAUGUGGACUGGUAGUUUGUGAGCGUGCCAUAGAUCCAUCUUGCGAGUGGCGCACGUUCUCCAAUGAACCGACCAAGGUGAAUCCUUCGCGCAUCGGUGGAAUGCAGGAUACACUUGCCCAGGAUAGCAACCUAUCGACUGUCGUCGGUUCCGGAACAGAAUACGACUAUAAAUGCACCUUCAAAAUGGAUGCCACGGCGCGCUCUCUAAUGACGGGUUUCGACGAAAUCAUAACGAUGUCUGAGCGAAUCAAUGCUACGCAGUCAACCAUACAUCGAGCAAAGCUAAUAUUCAAGCAGGUGCACCAGGGGGACAGUUUGAAGUACCGCGCGAUCGGGGCCAAAGCAGCGGCCUGUCUGUACGUUGCCUGCCGGCAGGACGGUGUCCCGCGUUCGUUCAAAGAGAUCUGCGCCGUCACCGCUGUCAGCAAGAAGGAGAUCGGACGAUGCUUCAAGAUCAUCAUCAAGACGCUGACUUCGUCGAUGGAAAUGAUUACCUCGGAAGAUUUUAUGUCGCGGUUUUGUUCGAAUCUCGGGCUCUCAGGGGAAGAUCAAAAAGUGGCAAUCCAUAUUGCCCAGCAGGCUAGUACACUGGCCAUCGUGGAAGGCAGAUCACCGAUCUCUGUGGCAGCUGCAGCAAUCUACAUGGUCUCACAAGCGUCGAACAGCAAGAAAACCUACGAGGAAAUUGGUAGCAUUGCCGGCGUAUCUGAGUUGACAAUCCGGCAGUGCUAUAAGCUGAUGUAUCCGCACGCCCGUGAACUGUUCCCGCCAGAUUUCGCCAACGUGGUUCCUAUCGACCAGCUGCCUUCUGAGUAA